UGCUAUGUGACUAAGCACACAAAACAGAAACAUUUCGAGACUCAAGACUCCACAGGCCACAGACAUACAGAGCAUGUCGUAUCCUGAAGAGAAAUCGCUUGAUUGUUCAGUCAGGAUGAGCAAGCCAAGGAUCCAAGGCAAGCAGAGAGGGGGCCUCGGCAGGGUGCUGAGAGAGCACAAGGCGAGGCUGUACAUCAUCCGGCGAUGCGUGGUCAUGCUGCUCUGCCACCACGACUAGAUUACUGAUCGAUGAUUUCGGCUCAAGUCCAAGACUCUAGUUUUGCUCUGGUUUCCAUUAAUUUUCAGGCUUCGGAGUUAGGUCUUGACAUUCUUUUGAUGUGUAUACUGAGGGAACCAUUGUUAGAUGUAGACUUUUUUGGCGAGAAAGCUUGACAUUCUUGCUGUGCACUUGGUAGAUCAGAAAUGCAAUAUCUGGAUAUUACGGAUGUGGAACUUU
Messenger RNA from Lolium perenne, 457 nucleotides. RefSeq names its product small polypeptide DEVIL 4-like. Gene Ontology annotation, biological process: negative regulation of cell population proliferation. The record is from RefSeq and is a predicted model, not a curated record. NCBI's taxonomy places the organism in Eukaryota, Viridiplantae, Streptophyta, Magnoliopsida, Poales, Poaceae.